This is a messenger RNA of Asterias rubens (European starfish), 13029 nucleotides long. RefSeq lists its product as uncharacterized. The record is from RefSeq and is a predicted model, not a curated record. Gene Ontology annotation, molecular function: 5'-3' DNA helicase activity; RNA binding; metal ion binding. Lineage: Eukaryota; Metazoa; Echinodermata; Asteroidea; Forcipulatida; Asteriidae. The transcript is spliced from 30 exons. The coding region runs from base 249 to 11009 and encodes 3586 amino acids.
GCUCGCCAUAGGAGUUGUGGAAGCCUUGUAGUUCUGUGAAACUGGCAAAUGUAUACAUUUAGCUCACUACUAGGACGUCAUCUGUCAUUGGCAAUUCAUGAAUUCUACGAGGGAUGAAGAAAGCCCCACCACGCAGGGCUAGGGUACCAUUCUCGUGGCGAUGCGAGUCGGAGUUGGCCACACAAGUGAUUUGAAAGACUACACUAAAAUUUAAGCUGUUCAGUGUUCAUCACUCCACAUCCACCAAGAUGGCACAUAGCCAGUCGUCAUCCAAGAAAGAUAAUGAGCCUCCUGAGUCAUCCAGCAUUUCUCCAUUGCGUAGUGGAAUGAAUGUACACCAACAAUCCUUUACAUCACAUAACUCUUACACUGUUUUGCCGGACAUGAGUGAAGGAGAAUCUUGUGACAAGGGAGGACCUAAACCUCUUCGGUCAUUUCCCUACAACGACGGAGGACCUAACCCUCCUCACUCGCCUCCCGACAACAAUGAGAGGCCUAAACCUAUUAGUAACUCAUCUUCCAACAAGAGUGGGAGACCUAAAACUCUACAAUCAUCUCCAAACGACAACGGAGGACCCAAAUCUUCUCACUCACCUCUCAACGACAGAGGGAGGCCUAAACCUAUUAGUAACUCAUCUUCCAACAACUCAUCUUCCAACAAGAGUGGGAGACCUAAAACUCUACAAUCAUCUCCAAACGACAACGGAGGACCCAUAUCUUCUCACUCACCUCUCAACGACAGAGGGAGGCCUAAACCUUCUAGUAACUGGUCUUCCAACAAGAGUGGGACACCUAAAUCUCUUCAAUCAUCUCCCAGCAACACCGGGAGGCCUAAACCACUCCCAUCAUCUCAAAAGGACAACAGAGGACCUGAACCUCUAAAAUCAUCUCCAAGCGUCAACGGUGGACCAAAAUCUACGUCUGUCAAAUCGCCCAAACGGUCUCCAAAUAAGAGUUUCAGGAAUCAGCACGAAGCAGCAUCGGAAAGUUCCCCCUGGACUCUGCCAACAUCUGGUCAGACCAGACAAGGGCCCAAGAAAAACGAAAUGAGAAACAAUGGAAAGACAAACCACAGGUUGCCGAUCAGUGGUUCAGUCAAAGAAGCCUUCAAGAGGUUGAAGUCAGAAGCGGGAGGACACUUCACACAGCUGUGCGAGAAGUGUCACGACAGCUCCCCACCAAUCACGAGUGUCAAGUCUCCCAUCGGCCCACAUUGCAGUUCGCCGCUAGAACAUCCGUGGGAGCCUAACAAGGUGUUGGGCCACAUUCUGGACAUGAAGGAGGGAAAGAUUAGGUACCUGAAGAUCAGACAACUGCCUCGGAAUACUUUGAAGAAGUCGCUGAAACUUUGUCCGAAUAUGGACAAGCAGUCUGGAUGCAUACAAGGGAACUCCUGCAGACGGGCUCAUAACAAGGUUGAGCUGAAAGUUUGGCAGUACCAAGUUGAGCACAACGUCAAUUCAUUUAAAAUCGCCCAGUUAUGUUGCACAACAAACUGUCAUCCUGAUAUCUCCACUGUUCCAAAACUGCUGCAAACUCUGCAGUAUGUCAACUGUGACGGCAGUCAGAGUACAUCCAAUCAAAUGGUCUCGUACUAUGAGAGUAAACAAUCAUGGUGCCAGGUUCGACCACGCCCCCCUUCGCUCAACCCAAUGACAACUCCAACCUUGUGCAAAUACGGAGAUGAAUGUAGGCAAGCAGAUUCAUGUACAUACCCACAUCAUUUGGAGGAAAUUGAACUUUGGAUUUACAUGGCCAAAAACCGAUUCAGAACAUUGGAUGAAGUCCUAUCAGCGAGCAAGUCGCCCUCUGCCUACUACUGCCAUUACUGCCAAGAGCAAUUUCCCCAUCGAGGGAAUCUUCGCCAACAUUUGCAGACGAUGGAGCACAGGUCCAAUGUGGACUCUGACAAGGAGAAAGCGGAGGACUGGAAAUACAGAGAACUUCCGCUAAAUGUGCUCAAUGGAAGCUUUAUUAAGCAAUGCAAAGCAUUAGUGGAGGGAGGAACUUGCCUCUUGGGUGAGUCUAGUUGCACCGACGCACACAGCCGAGAGGAGUUAGCGGAAUGGAAGGAGAGAUGCGAAUACCGUAUGAUGAAGAGAAGAAUGGCCAAGGAGCAGGAAUUGUAUCCUCUCACUGAGGGUGAUCUUCUGGAAUGGCAAAAUGCUGGACAAAAUGUGAUGACUACAUCGCUUCCCACAGGAGUCACCAUGGAAUGCUCUGAUGAAAAUUUGACUAAAGUCUUGGAAGGAACAGAGAAAUCAAAGGAGUCAUUUAAAUUUAACAUCACAGCAACAGAGAAGAAUCCUCUGAGGAAAGUUUACCUGCUUCGUGAUGAUCACCGGAAGUAUUUCCACCUACUCAACCCUUUGGAGAGUGGAGCUAAACUACAGGAGUGCCCUGGCGUUUUUCUUGAAGUUCGGGAUGAUGAUGUUGCUGCCAGCCCAAGAUAUUGUGUCAGUGUUGCAUUUGAGUCGAGUAGCAUGGGCUCCUUCAAGCAGUUGGUGGCGUUUGAUUUUGGUAGCAGGCCGAUGGUAGUCCGGGAAAUAAUGGUUGAAGUUGGUUCCCAAGCACUGCAAACACCAACAACACAAGACGAAAUAUCCAUGAAACCCAACUGCACAGUUGUCAAGUUUACUGACGAAUCAAAGACCAAUAAACCAACACUUAUUGAGGAGGAAUUACUGGAGAAGUACAAAGUACCGGUUUCGCUCAGCAGUGAUCAUGGCCGCUUAGAGCCACUCAGUCGGGAAAACUACAAACAAGUCAUGCAUGAUGCUCUUUAUCGGGAAGAAAAUGAGUGCAACAAGAAGAUUGCUCGGUUCGCAACAUCAGGUACACUGAAGGUUUCAUUGCAGGCUGCGCUGCCGGGCGUCCGUACAGAAUAUGCUCAAGAUGGAUAUUUUUUUGCUUCAGUCAGUCUCAAAGAGUCUCUCAUAGAUGACACAAUGGCUAGUCAGAUCUUCAUCAAGAGUGUCCAGAGUGUGCUACUCGAGUUUACCGACUCUGAUAAGUUGGCACAUUAUGAAGCUCCCAUACUUCCCAACCAGACAUUGGGGGAUAAAGAGGAGGAGGUGCUACUCAUCAAGCUGAGUAAGGAGUGUAUCGCAGACCUACAACUUGAGGAUGGAGUGGAGCGUAAUGUUAAGCUCAAAUUUCAGCUCAAUCGAGAACAUUUUUGUGUCAAGCACUUUGGCAUAGAUGAGAUGCAGAACAUGGAUUUAGUGUUUCCAGAGGGAGAAGGGCCACAGAUGCUACCUCCAUUCCCUUCAUCAGGUGUAGGCACUGAUGAGAAAAUCAACGCACAUCAACAAAAAGUCAUUGAUUUAAUCAGUAAACAUGGCGGUAGCGAAGCGCCACCGAUGCCUGGUGUUGGACCAGUCCUGAUGUAUGGGCCCUUUGGAACAGGAAAGACCUCAACAAUGGCGAUGGCGGUGAACAAAAUCCUAAAACCACGACCGUCGUGUAAGAUUCUAAUCUGCACACACUCAAACAGUGCUGCUGACUUGUACCUUAGAGACAAUGGAACAUUCCGCAUGAUCCGGAUUUACGCAACGAUGCGCAACAAAAAAUCCAUCCACCCUACCGUCCUUGAGUAUGUCCCCAAGGAUGCCAACGGCAACAUUCGUCUUCCGGAUAAAACAGAAAUCCUAGCAGCCCAAGUUGUUGUGACGACACUUACCACGGCAACGCAUCUUGUCUCGGCUGGCCUUCAUGGAAACUUCUCUCAUAUCUUCAUUGACGAGGCGGGCCAGGUCCUUGAAGCUGAAGUCUUGAUACCAUUGACCUUGGCAACCAAAGAUACAUGCGUUGUGUUGACCGGUGAUCAUAUGCAAAUGAGUCCAAAGGUUUACUCAAAGGCAGUUCGCGAUGCGGGUUUGGACAGUUCUCUAUUGCAGCGUUUGUUGCUGACGAAGAAAUGCAAGCAGAAGUUCCUGACGUCAAACUACCGAACCUGCCAGUCGAUUCUGGAUUUCACCUCCAAGACGUUUUACAAGCAGAAUCUGAAGGCCGGGAUAAGACACCUGGAGCAUCCACAUGUCAAGCCAAUGACGUUUUGUGUAGUGAAGGGAGUUGAAUACCACUCGGGAAUGUCCUAUGCCAACAACUAUGAGACUCAUGAAGUAGUAAGACAAGUGAAACUGCUGAUGGAAGGAUGGCUUACUGCAGAAUGGGGAGACUUCCAAGAAAAUGUUGCUGUUUUGGCUGCUUACAUUAUGCAGGUGCAUCUAAUACGAGCUUAUCUGAGGAAGGAAGGAUUUCACAAUGUGACGGUCGACACUGUGGAUAAUGUCCAAGGAAAGCAAUUUCGAGCAGUUAUCAUCAGCACAGUCCGCACCAGGGUCAUUAACAGUCGUCAAGAUGUGGAUUCAGAAUUGGACUACAGACUCCUCUCUGAUCCGAAGCUGGUCAACACCGCAUUUACUCGUGCCCAGUCGGUGCUGUGUGUUGUUGGUGAUCCAGUUGCCUUGUGCUCUGUCGGUCGCUGUUCCACUAUUUGGCAGGACUUUUUGAAAUGCUGCGAACAAAACGAAAGUCUGCAUCCAUUGGGAACUACAGUCAAAGCCAUUGAGGGAGAGAUCCAAUCAGCAAAUCGAAAGUUGAAUCCAAAAGCAACUCCUUUCAAGCCCUCCAAGAAGAUGACCAACAGUUCACCUUCUCACCAGAACCGAGAACAAUUACUGCCAUUCGACCUCGACGAUGAGCAGGAAUUUCCGACACUAGGUGGACCCUUGAAGGAAGCUCAGGAAACACAGGAUGACGAUGAGGGUGCCACUCGUGAGGAUGACUCAGAAGUCUACCAAGACGAUGAGGAAUAUAUAUUGCGUGAGAUGGAAAGACAAGUUGAAGAGGACAACAGAAGAGAAAUGAUGGAGAAAGCCACUGAAGAGAGUAUCGCAAAGGUAACCAUACAGAAGAAACCUUCGGAUGGAGAAGUGGGUGAUCAUGGACAAGGUGAUGGGCCAGAAAGUAUCGCAAAGGUUGCCAUUCAAAAGAAAGGAGAGAAUGAAGAUGUUGGUCAACUGCAAGGAGACAUGGAUGUAGGUCGUCAGGGACCAGACGGUCUGGAAAGUAUCGCAAAGGUAACCAUACAGAAGAAACCUUCGGAUGGAGAUGUGGGUGAUCAUGGACAAGGUGAUGGGCCAGAAAGUAUCGCAAAGGUUGCCAUUCAGAAGAAAGGAGAGAAUGAAGAUGUUGGUCAACUGCAAGGAGACAUGGGUGUAGGUCGUCAGGGACCAGACAGUCUGGAAAGUAUCGCAAAGGUAACCAUACAGAAGAAACCUUCGGAUGGAGAUGUGGGUGAUCGUGGACAAGGUGAUGGGCCAGAAAGUAUCGCAAAGAUUGCCAUUCAGAAGAAAGGAGAGAAUGAAGAUGUUGGUCAACUGCAAGGAGACAUGGAUGUAGGUCGUCAGGGACCAGACGGUCUGGAAAGUAUCGUCAAGGUUGCCUUUCAGAAGAAACCUUUGGAUGGAGAUGUGGGUUAUCAUGGACAAGGUGAUGGGCUGGAAAGUAUAGCAAAGGUUACCAUUCAGAAGGAACGAGAGCAUGAAGAUGUUGGUCAGCUACAAAGAGACAUGAAUGCAGGUCAUCAGGGACAAGAUGGUCUGGAAAGUAUCGUCAAGGUUGCCUUUCAGAAGAAACCUUUAGAUGGAGAUGUAGUUCAACAGCAAGAUGACAUGAAUGCAGGUCAUCAGGGACCAGAUGGUCUGGAAAGUAUCGCAAAGGUUGCCAUUCAGGAGAAGCCUUUCAGAACGGUGGCAGUUCAACACCAAGAAGGAGAAAAUAUGGGUGGAAGUCAGCCUGGAGGAGGCAAUGAAGCAGAAAGCAUUGCCAAGGUUAAUAUCCAAAAUAGAAAUGCCGUCGAAGAGUUAGCUCAACGACAAGGCGGAGGUGCAGAUGGACAGCAGCCUGCAGCGGGUGGAAAUGAUGAACAAGAAAGUAUUGCAAAAGUUGACGUUCAGGAGAGGGCAGUGGAAAGAAAACCUAACCGUGAAGAGUUGCCUGAAAUAAAGAUGAUGCCGAAUUCUCGCGAGAAACAGAAGAUACGCAUGCAAAAUAAGAACAACUCAAUUAGGUUAUUGAACUUCCACUAUGACCGAUCAAAUCUCCAGGGUGCUGGCUGUUGUGAUGUGGAAGAUGAGGAGAAAGAUCAGGAAAAUGGCUUAGAGAUGCUGUCUGAAGAAAAGCGCUGGGAAGGUUUGUCACUGGUUUCGAGUAAUCCAGACACCUUCAAGAGAUGUUGGUUUCAUUUUGAGACAUCGGGGUACGUCUUUGCGAUUCCAAAGGGUGAAUGUUCCUCCGAGAAGAUAUGGAUCUGCGGUAAAAAGAAAAAAGGGCAGGCCCUAGACAUGGACGAAGUUGUGGUUGAAAUCCUUGAUGAAUGGGAUAGAGAGAAUGAGAACCUGGCAGAAAGCAAGGAAAAGAAGAUUUACGGAAGAGUGUUCUGCAUCUUGAAAAGGUCAACCAAUCCAGUUGGAAGGAAGAUCGUCUGCACCUUGGAUAGACACAGUAAUAAUCUUUUUGUGCCCAUUGAUCGCACAUUUCCCAAAAUUGCUGCUUUUUCGCGUGCAAGCAUGAACAGUCGAUGGAAGAACAGCCGGAAAACUGGUGAUGUUGUUCAAGUUACAGUCUUCAAGGGAACAGGACCACCAGGGAAGUUUGAUAGGUUUGCUUAUGUUCAAAGGAAAGAUAAGCUAAACAAACAUUUCGUUGUUAAGUACUCACAUUGGCAUCCUGGUCACCAGUUUCCUAUGGGUUACGUUGUCGAAGAACUUCCUACUGCAGACAACAAAGAAAAAGGAAUACACACCUUAAAACUUACCCACGGGAUAAGGGAAGACUUCAAGCACGAAAUCCACGAAGAAAUUGAGAGGAAAUUCCCAGGGGACUGGACCAUUCCACAUUCUGAAAUACAGAAGAGAAAAGACUUAAGGAGCAAAUGUAUCUUCACUGUGGAUAAUCCUGAAACACAGGACCUUGAUGAUGCCCUGAGCAUCGAUGUUGACAAAGAUGGUCAAUCCCGUGUCGGUAUUCACAUUGCUGAUGUGUCUUACUUUGUGGAGAAAAACUCUGCUGUUGACCAAGAAGCAAGCGAGAGAGGAGUGUCCUUCUACCCUGCAUUGUCUGAGCCGGUCAACAUGCUGCCUUCUCGACUUGUUGACCUGUGUAGUUUACAGCCUGGUAAAGACAGACUUGCCAUGUCCAUUUUUGUCAUCAUCCAAAAAGAUGGAUCCACCCCUGUGGUAGAUGCAAUAGAAGAAUCUGUGAUUCGGUCCCAGAAACGCCUCACCUAUGAGGAUGCCGAGAAACUGAUAGCGACUCAGCAGGGAGGGAGCGAUGAGGUGGAAAAGGUACUGUUCCAGCUCGGCCAACUCGCCCAGCUUGUGCGUAGAAAACGUCUAGGAGAAGAUGGCUGCCAUGUUUUUUCCCAUGGUUCCGAGGAAGAGGAGCUCCAACACCCACGUGCCUCAUCCAUGGUAGAAGAAAUGAUGCUGAUUGCCAAUGAGGCAGUGGCUGGUCGUCUCAUGCACGAACACUCCAAGUUAACUCCUCUCCGAAGUCAGCUUCCGCCAAGUCCUGAAAAGCUCGAUGGGUGGCACUCUAAACACCAACAUGAUAUUCCAAACAGCCUGUCCUUGACAUCGAAGGCAAAUCAAAAAAGCAAAGGCCAGACAGGGGCAUCGAACGACGUAUUCAUAGUGAAAGACAAAUGGCAACAACUCAAGAGCAUGGCUGACAGCCCUGCACCAAAUAAUUUUAUGCAGAUGGCUGACAUAGUGUGCUGUGAUCAAAACCACCCACAGCUUGCUGUGGCAGAAAGAGAGUUCUUUCAUUUGCAGGAACCGGCAACAUACAUCUGUUCAGGUGACCACCAAGAGAGCAAGAAGAGGAGACACCACUCCCUUGGUAAGACAUAUACCAACUUCACUUCCCCAAUACGAAGGUACAUCGAUAUCGUGGUCCAUCGCAUGCUCAAAUGUGUACUUCAGAAAGCAGCCCAAGCCUCUGGGAUGACUGGUGUAUCCGCGAAACUCCCCUACACAAUGGAAGAGAUGUCUGCGAUAUGCCAUCAUAGCACCGUUCAGAGUGUGAGAGCGAAACGAUUUCAUAAAGAAACAAAAGCCUUGAUGUUUGCCUUCAAGCUGAAAAAGGCCCCGGAGACCCUCCCAGCAUACAUUGCAAGUGACGAAGGUGCUAACUUGGAGCUCUUAUUCCCACAUCAUUCGUUCAUUUCAAAGACAGCAUACACGUUCCCUCUGUCACAUCUCAAGCCCUACACAAAGCAAGACAAAACUGACAAUGAAGGUGACCAGAUUUCACUGACAUGGAAGUCACGAAUAUAUGAUAUAAAUGUAAUACCAGAGAAAGUUACCUCGUUAGUGAAGCCUCCCAUGAAGAAGCUUGACUCCGAGCAGUUUGUGGUGAAGAUAAAGGCAGCCACCUGGCAGAGCAUGCAAGAGAAAAUAAAAGAAAGAGACCUGCCAGGUUUUCGGCAAAUAGUGAAAAAAGAACAGGACAGACUUCGGCGGAGAGAGUCUGACAAGAGAUCCAAGAGUCAGAUUGACAAGAAAUCAACCCUUCCUGUUACGGAGGUAACAUCUGAAAUGGUCGACUCCAAGGGAAACCAUGCAACAUUUGUAGAGAUGUCGCGUGACUUUAAGCAGGGUGAUGUUCUGCAGUUCACCCUCUCUGCUGCUCUUUUUAAGGGUGUGAUAUCGCCAAGGCCUCAGUGUAUCAACUUGACAACAAAACUAAGUUUCUGCAUAGAGCAUCGAGCAAAUCCCCUCGAGAGCUUCAACGUGGUUGCCUCAAAUUCCCUGGUUAAAUUCGAAGACAUCAAGAAGUACAAAGCCACCUGGCUUUCUAUCAUUGAGAUGGUCAGCGCUCAUGGUGCUGUCCAUGCUGAUGAGACAGUCUUCAUUCGCAACAUUCAAAUCAAAUGGUCCCAAGUCAACGAAGAAGGUACAGAGCCGAGGAUUGAGGGUGUGUUCGACAUCCCAAGGUCUUUUCUGAAGGAGCGUAAAAUCAAAUUCAGUUUUCAUCACUUCAAGUCUGAUGAAGAGGAAGAAUCUGAUGAUGAAGAGGUGGCAAAUGACGAGCCAGAGAGAUACCUGGACUAUUUGUGCAUCCAAUACAACUUGGGAAAUUCUCUUACUGAGCUGCUGGACUCCGAAGCAGAAAAUGAGAAUCACCCAAAUUCUGACAGUCCAAGACGGACAAAAGCUGUUCUUCAUGCAGCAGUGAUUGAUGUGACUAAGUACAAAUCCGACCUGACUGUACGCUUUGUAGUGAAAGGAUCAUCUUCACCAUUCCCGGAAGUCUUGUUGAGCUCCAGCAAACAGUUUCCCUGCACAGUGGAGGUGAUUCCUAAAGGUGAAAAUGACAGACGCCUGGAGGAUGCUGUGAGGUUGGUGGAAUAUGCAUCUCCCAUGAUUGAACAAAUUGCUCUGGGACUUCAGCCAGCGGAGUUGUGUGAAAUGAGAAGCAAGAUACCAAGUCUUCAUCGCAUAAUCGACAGAGUAACUGGGGCCCCAUUCAAACUGAAUGAAGUCCAAAAGACUGCAGUUACAAUGGCCGCCAAACAAUCGUUCACCACCAUUCAGGGACCACCAGGUACAGGAAAAACCAUCGUCGGUGCCCGUAUCACUAAAGUCUUUACCGAUUUGAACAAGGAGCUCCAUAAGUCGGGGAAGUGCAACAAGCCUCAACAGGUGCUCUAUUGUGGCCCCUCCAAUGAGUCUGUCAAUGUUGUUGCAAACUACUUGCUAAGCUGUAAAGUGAAAGUAGUACGCGUCUACAGCAGUAUGAUUGAAGACCAGCAUCAUCCUAUUCCCAACUCGCCAAUCAGGAAAGACCCUACCGUCCGGGAUAAUGUGGUCCCAGCUGAGCUCCGACCCAUCUCACUCCAUUCUUUGAUCCGUCAACCCUCAAACACACACAGCGAAAAGAUCAUUGAGUUUGACGAGUUAUUCAUGACUCAAGACUUUCAUGCGUCCCGAGAGGAAGUGAAGACCUACAGGAAAUUAAUUGCGACAGCGAAGGAAGAAGAGAUUCAAAAGUAUGACGUCAUACUCGCCACUUGCAGCCAUUCGGGAAGCACUGUGAUUGCAGGCAAAGUGAAUAUCGCCCAGUGCGUCAUUGACGAAGCUGGAAUGUGCAGCCAGCCUGAAACGCUGAUUCCUCUUGUCUUUAAUAAGCCUCGCCAGAUCGUACUGAUUGGCGACCACAAGCAACUCAGGCCAAUUAUAACGGAGACUACUGCCCAGCAGCUUGGCAUGGAGACUUCUUUGCUUGAACUGUAUGAGGACAAGGCCAUCAUGCUGACUACGCAAUAUAGAAUGCAUGAAUCCAUCUGCGCAUUCCCCUCGCAAACCUUUUACGAGAGCAAACUGGAGACUGCCAAUUCUGUGAAGCAGCGACGGCCAGAACACCAGAAGCUCCUCAAGAAGUUGCCUGGUGGUGAAAAUUUCCGGGCUGUGUUCUGUCAUGUGUUCGGCCAUGAAAAGAUACUUGCCUGUAAGGCUGCAGAAGGGAAUGAGAUGUCCAGAGCAAAUCCAGAAGAAGUCAAACAAGUGGUGAGAAUUGCAAAUAACCUGCUCAAUCAAGGCGUCAAGCCGGAGAACAUCAUCAUUCUGUCCCAGUAUCGUCUGCAAUGUGCUGAAAUCAGAGACGCUCUGGCAUUGGAUCGACGUGAUCUGAAGAAGAUCAAAGUGACUACUGUUAUCACCAGUCAAGGAAGGGAAUGGGAUUAUGUUAUCCUGUCGCUGGUCCGCUCUUUGCCGAAGGUUGAGAUUGAGGAGAAACCCAGUCUUGGAUGGAUGCAUCACAAUCUUGGCUUUAUCAUGGAUGAUAACCAGGUCAACGUUGCCCUGACACGAGCCAAGAAAGGAUUAAUUAUUAUCGGUAAUCAGUUUCUGCUUCAGGUUCAUGACAAGUGGCGUGAACUCAUUUCCAUGUACCGAGACAAAUCUGCAGUCGUUAACGCAAGGAGCUUCUUACGAUCUUAAGGACCAGUGUCUCAGUCACAAAUCAUCAUCUUCCUGUACGGUGGAGAAACGUCCUCAGGAGUCAACUGGCAUGUUGUCCUUUCUCGAUGAUUGGAUCAUCUACAUAUUCUCCUCAAGUUAUCGUACCCAUCAGAACCCAUGCUGUGUCAUUUGCAGAUUGCUCACUCUCCUGCUAUGGACCAAAAGAAAGGAACACUCUUCCAAAUCACAUCAAGGAUGCUUAGUCCAUUCAUAUUAGUUUCAAUUUUCGUGAGGAUGGUAAUAGUUUGAUGUGAAACCAGGAAACUAGACUGGUUGUUUUGUUAUUUCUUGUGAGGAAGGCAGACGUAUAGUACAAGCUGUGGCUGCUUGUCGGACCUUCCCAUAUACUACUACUAAGUUAAGCAUUGUACAUGUAUUUUACUUCAGGCAUAUGGAAUAAUAUAAACACAUCUAAGUGUUCACAGAAUAUCUAAGUAUUUACAAAAUAUCAAAAUAUUUUCCUCAGUCUUGAAUUAGUGCCAUAAUUUUGAAUUACUGAAAUGAAUAGACAUCCUUUGGUGGAAGGAUAAUUUUGUUAUGUGUUGUAUAGUUACAUAGUAUUUUAAGUUUGAGAAUAGUUUAGAAUUAAUGUAAAUUUCACUCAGUAAUGAAAUGAAAAAGGCAGGACCUGAUAUACAUCCAAUCACCAAAGUGAAGGACUCUAAAGGAAUGGAGCCAGUAGGCCCAAACAAUAAGUGCCUUUUAGUUACCACACAGUUAGGCUAUUUUAUCUAAAUUUAAACAAUUUGGUGUGAUAUUAUUUAGGAGAAGAACAAAUAAGAGGGAUUGGGCUUCACUCUACCCAAACUGCCUAUAGUCUGUCAUUACUAAUUGAUUUGUUUAGUGGUGAUAACACAAUAGAUUAUUGAUAAAAUAUAUGUAUAUAUUUAGCAGAAUAUUUUGAUAUUGAUAAAAAUUAUAUACAUUUAACAGAGUAUUUUGUUAUUUUAAAGAUGGAUGGUUGUAGAUAUUGGUGGUGGUAAGAUAUCUGAAUGCAGAGGUUGUGGGUUCAAAUCCCACCCUGUGGAUUUGUUCCACAGGGCUCAGGAAAGUGCUGAGUAUACAGUGCUCAAUAUACAUCGGUGUAAGGGUAAAAACAAAUUAUUUUUAAAAUCAAAAUGCAACUGAUUAUUUUAUUGGACUGAACAUAUUAUUUAUUUUAUUUUAUAUUUUGUUUCUUUCUAAUUUGUUAAACACUUCAUUUUUGGCUUAAAGUAAAUGGUUAGCCUAGUCAUAUUUUUGCAGCUGUAAAUUUAAAAUAAGAUGUAAAUUAUUGUAAAUAAUUAGUUUAGUUAUUUGAGUACACCGUGCAUUAAUUAAUUAAAAGAAGUUCUUUGUUGACAAAGAUUUUUUUUAAAUUUAUUUAUUUAUUUAUUUAUUUUUUAAUAUUGUCUAAUCUGCUAUUAUGCUCUUAUCAUACUUUAGGCUAAUUUCUUUCUUGUUGUGGAUCGCUUUGUGUUGAGCUGGCCUCGAUCUUUUCUGUGUUUAAUGAUGUUUUUAUUCAUAGGCCUACCUAUUUUCUACAACAGGGACCAUUAUUUCUUAAAGAGCUGCAUAUUAGCAGAAAAUGUUGCUUUUAAAAGUCUGCUUAGCAAAACUAGGCAGGGAGCCGGUCACCAGUUUAUACUAUAUAAAUGCACUUGAAACAUCAUGGCUGAUAACUCUUUCCCACUGAGUAUUUAGCGAAAAUGUUUGAUGCAUAGUAAGUUUUUGUGCUACUGCAGUUCCUCUGUUUGUAAAAAAAAAUAAUUACAUCCAAUUUGGUGUAAGGGCUGUUUGUAUUAUAUUUGUGUUUUUAUUUUUAUAUAUUUUAAAUAUUACAAAAUCAAAUACACUAUUUGAGUGGAGGCACUCCACUUAUGAAUGAAUUCUAAAUAAGUGAAGAUAAUUAUUUGGUGAAUGAUUUAUUUCAGUUCUGCUUUAUACCAUUUUGAAAUAAUUACAUUAUGUUUCUUAAAACUAUAAUAAUUUUUUAUGAUUUUGUUUUUCUAUUAACUAA